AUGCUAGCACAACACUCACCUAUAUUCCCUCGCUCGAGAUUAACUAUAUCACCAGAAAGAAGUGGCCGUAAUUUUGCUCAGCUGAUAACUUCAACAACCCUCUUACCUGUACUUCCCGACCAACCUACGGCAAAAAGUUCCUCAAUUGAAGUAUAUAUCAUUCCUACUGAGAAAAACUUGUUUGUCCAAGGAUUUAAUGCGCAUGAAUACACCUCCCAGCCUCCAACUCUCCUCCGUGGAUCUCUAUACCUACGAGUUUUGAAACAAUGCAAGAUCAAAUCAAUUACUCUCACUUUGAGAGGAAUUCAGAAAACUUUUUGGCCAGAUGGUAUACCACCCUUGAGACACCUGCAUUGGCAAUCUAACGAUUUGAUUACACAUAGUUGGCCAUUUUAUCGUUCUGAAACUAGCACUUGUAUUUCUGACAACGGGGCUGAUUGUUUUGUUGAAUUGAAUUCUAAAGAUGAAACAGCUCAUGAAUUACCCUUGCACCCCAAUAAUUCAAAUCUUGCUGAAGUAUUUUAUCCUGGUGAUUAUAUUUAUAAUUUUGAGCAUCCAUUGCCAGCCUCAAUACCCGAAACAUGUGAUAGUGAGUUUGGUCGUACAAGCUAUUGGUUGGAAGUAGUUGUAAGUCGUCAUAGAGUAUUCAAUCCAAAUUUGUCGGGACAAAUUCCGAUAACUAUAGUGAGAACGCCGUUAGUUGAAAACGUUAGAGAUAGUGAAUCCGUUGUUAUUACUGACGACUGGAAAGACCAGCUUCGAUUUGAAAUCGUUAUUGGUUCCAAAACAUUUCUGUUGGACUCAUAUUUGCCCUUGGUGUUUAGAUUUGUUCCUCUCUUUGGGAAACCAGCGGUGCAUAUGAUUCGGGUGUAUUUAACUCAGACUAUGAAAUAUCGCUAUCCGCCUAAGAAUGCAAAGCGUCUGGAUCCAAUAACCAAGACUAUGCUACUAAAAUAUAAGGCAAAACAUGGGCAUUCUCUAUUAUCUGACACCAGUAAUGACUACAACUAUCUACCUAGAGAGUUGGAAUUUCAGAUGUAUGUACCUCAACAGUUUGAAAGCUCUUCUUAUUCCAAGAUUCAUCCAGACACUUCUUAUGAAAACAUCCAAGUGAAGCAUACAUUAAGGAUUUGCCUUAGGCUUUCCACACUUGAUCCUAUUAAUCCUGGGAAACGGAAAUAUUUUGAAGCUUGUAUGGAGGCACCUGUGCAUGUGUUAUCUCCCCUCGCAACUUCCCGACAUACAUUACUUCCCGCGUAUAAUGACCUCGUUCCUCCCCUUGUGAUGGACAAUAUUCCUCAUUGGAUUCAUGAGCGUUCUGGUUCCUCCUCGAGUAGUAUUUUUGAACAAACAACUUCAGAUAACCAAGUGCAUACAGAAGCACAGGAGACUCUUGGCUUCCACCAUUUGACAACCAGCGAAGAUAGUAUUGGUUUCGAACGCACGACGCAUUUGGAUGCUAAUUUAUACAGCCCCACAAAGUCUAGCACAUUGCAAUCUCAUAUAUCCUCACCAUAUAUGAGCACUUUUGAGGCUCCACUUGGCAUUCCAUUCAGAGCCGUUCAUCUAUUACGCAAUCCUAGUUUCAACCCACCUCCGUUUGAUGCUGAUAUUCUGCCCCCUGGUAUUGAUUAUCUUCCACCCCCUGCCUAUGACGGUAGUUAUUUUGAACAGCAAUUGGUAGUUUAA
Molecule: messenger RNA, 1689 nt
Organism: Spathaspora passalidarum NRRL Y-27907
Lineage: Eukaryota; Fungi; Ascomycota; Pichiomycetes; Serinales; Debaryomycetaceae
Product: arrestin C-terminal domain-containing protein
Exons: 1
Coding region: 1-1689 (562 amino acids)
Biological process (GO): ubiquitin-dependent endocytosis
Cellular component (GO): cytoplasm; cytosol
Molecular function (GO): ubiquitin protein ligase binding; protein-macromolecule adaptor activity
Source: RefSeq, a predicted model, not a curated record